Salpingoeca rosetta is the source of this 1627-nucleotide messenger RNA. RefSeq names its product DNA-damage inducible protein 2. Lineage: Eukaryota; Choanoflagellata; Craspedida; Salpingoecidae. Gene Ontology annotation, molecular function: protein binding; aspartic-type endopeptidase activity. The record is from RefSeq and is a predicted model, not a curated record. The transcript is spliced from 2 exons. Gene Ontology annotation, biological process: proteolysis. Bases 80 to 1318 code for a protein of 412 amino acids.
AAAACACACACACAAACAAAACUGACGACAACGUUAUGUUACAUACGUGCAACACACGACACAGACAACAAGAGAGAUUAUGCGCUUGGUACUUCGAGGCCCAACAGGGCAGGAUGUGGUGCUUGAGCUGGACGCGGAGCUGCCGUUCAUGAUGCUCAAGGCGCUUGCGGAGGAAGACAUUGGCGUGAGCGCGGGAGAGAUGGUGAUUUCCAAAGGCACACAGCAGCUGAGCGGGGACGAGGUGUCGUUGCAGGAGAUGGGCCUCAAGGACGGCGACGUGCUCACCGUCAGCACGACGGAGAUCCAGAGCUUGCUGCAGGGCCUGAGCCAGGUCAAGGCGCCCAAGUCCAAGCUGCGGCAGUCCGCGGAGGAGCUGGUGGCCAGCAUGACAGACAACCCGUACGCGCUGUCGCUGCUGAAACAGAACAACCCAAAGCUGGCCGAGGCCGUCGAGAAGCGUGACUGGGCCUCCAUGGAGCAGCAGCUCAAGGAGCUCAACGAGGCGCGCCGCCGGCGCGAGCAGGAGAUGGAGCGCCAUCGCCGCGCGCUCGAGGCAAACCCGUUCGACAUGGAGGCGCAGCGCAUGAUUGAGGAGCAGAUUCAGCUGGAGAACGUGGAGCGCGCCAGGCAGGACGCCCUGGAGUUUAUGCCAGAGGCCUUUGGCAGCGUGGUCAUGCUGUACAUCAACGUCAAGGUAAACGGCGUGCCGCUCAAGGCCUUUGUCGACAGUGGAGCGCAGAUGACCAUCAUGAGCGGCGCGUGUGCGGAGCGCUGCGGGCUCAUGCGCCUGGUGGACCGCCGGUUCCAGGGUAUGGCUGUCGGUGUCGGCCAGCAGAAGAUCAUUGGCCGGGUGCACAUGGCGCAGAUUGAGAUUGGCGGCGACCACCUCCCCGUGUCCUUCUCCGUGCUGGAGAACCAGCCCAUGGACAUCCUGCUUGGCCUGGACAUGCUGAAGCGGCACCAGUGCAUCAUCGACCUGCAGCAGAACCGCCUCGUCAUUGGCUCCUCCGGCAACUCCACCCCGUUCCUCUCCGAGGCCGAGAUUCCAAAGUCCGACCGCGAGGACCGCUUGAAGCAGCAGCUCCAGGGUCAACAGCAGGGGCAGCAACAGGGCCAGCAGCAACACACGCAGUCGUCGUCAUCAUCAUCAGCGACGGGACAACAAGGCGCGAGCGCACCCAAGUACUCUGACGACGACGUUGCGCAGCUGAUGGCGCUGGGCGACUUUACAAACGAGCAGGUUGUCCACGCCUUGCGUAUGACAGACGGCAACGUGGAGCUGGCUGCGCAGUUCCUGAUGCAGCAGGCCUUCUCCUGACGUGGCGUACUGUGACACACGCGCGGAUGGCCGCGACGUGCACAGGUGAUGGUAUUUGGCUGAUGUUGACUGGGUGGAUGUACACUGACACGUUGAAAGAACAUGUGCAGUUUGCAUGUACACUGACACGUUGAUUACGUUGAUUGUGACUUGUAUGGACUCGUGAGUGUUGCGUGCAGCAACACGUUUUGUUUGACCCUGUCUUUCACAGCACGCACCUUCUUGGUUCGUUUUGCUUUGUCCACUGCCAGCAUGCACUCUUGCAUUUAUCAUGCACCACAACAGUAAAAGAACCCACAGACAGUGAAA